AUGGUGCGGCCGGUGGAGUUACUGAGCGCGUUGCGUAACUUGUGUCAUGAUGAUUCUGACGGUACCAAGACCGCUAUUGACAUGCUUGUUGAGGUCGGCCCGCAUGGCGCUUUGGCUGGUUCUGUCCGGCAAACGUUGGCGUUACCUGGGCUGAGUAGUGGGGGGAUCACCUAUGCUACGUGUCUGUCGCGUGGCCAGAAUGCUGUCCAGACCAUGUAUCAGCUCGUCUGCACUCUUCUGCAAGCCCACUCUUCUGCAAGCGGGCUAUCCUACGCAGUCUUCCAAGCAGCCUACCAGACUCUUCCCGUUGGGGGAAGCGAAGAACGCACCGCAAUGAUCCCGACAUUUAUUCAGGAUCUUUACAUUUCCGCGGACUUGACAGCGUCCCCAGGUCACCGGUUCCACGCGAAUUCAACCUUGGUGAGGGUAGACAGACGCGGGUUUGAAACCUCAAUUCGGGUCACCAACAAAGGUCCAGAGUCCGAAAAGGCGGUGCUCACUGUCCAGGGGCUCUGGUGUCAGUCCUUGGGUCAGAAUCUUGCGAUGCGGAUGGCCGACGACAGACUCUGCUAUACCUCGGUCUGGAAGCCAGAUAUUGAUUUUCUCCGACCUGAGCAUUUUAUUGAGCCAGAUGCACCAAGCGGGAUCCAUCCCCAUCUUUCUCAGCUACAAACCGCGGCUGUCAUGUUCAUUGUGGAUGCUUUGCAUCAAUUUCAAGGUGAAGAUCGUGUCGCAUCUGAGCAUUCAGGUUACUGGAAAUGGAUGACAGACGUUGCAGAAAGGGCUCGUCCGAUUCUCGACAUCCUGGGGGUUACCGCGCAUGGAAUGGCAGCGCUGACACAAGAGCUAAAACAAUCCGAGGCGAAGGACAUCCUGCUGGAAUUCAUGGCCGAGAACCAGGCUGAGUGGUGUUCUGUUUCAGAGGCUCGAAUCGGUAUUAACUCGGCUGCUCGAGCUUCAAAACGUCCUCGGGCUAGGAUCCUCGAGAUUGGAAUAGGCAAUGGUGCCAAUACACGGAGAUUUAUCAAGGCCUUGACCCAGGACAAUACGCGACUGUUCUCUCGCUACGAGGUCACUGCCUCUAGUGCAGGACUGGUCAAGAACGCGGAUACGGUCCUCAAGGAUGAGGCAGACAUCGAGUGCAAGAUUCUAGACUUGAACGCGGAGCCUGAUGCCCAGGGAUAUGCCCGGAAAAGCUACGAUUUGCUUAUUCUAUCCGCAUCAGUUUUGUUGACGGUGAAGCAAAUGGUUCAGACCCUCAGCUCACUGCAUGCUCUUCUUACUCCUGGUGGGAAAUGCAUCCUCUGGGGCCCCAGCCUGGGCGAUGGUGCGUUGCAGACUAUUUUCCGACUUUCUCCAGGAUGGCAGGGCAGUGUUCAUGCCAGUGGCCUGUGGAAGGAGCUCUGCGCGCAGGCCGGUUUCGAGUCGGUCAGCUCCCACCUUCAGCCAGAUCUCAACGCAGACGGGUACCAAGGAGAAGUAGUCGUUGCGACGGCCAAGACAGACGUGACAUCUGCCACUCCAACAGAAGCUCUUCUCAUUUCUAGAACCAACCCGCCGGAAGACUGGCAGCAAGCACUUCAGCACGGGCUAGCUGCUGAAUUUAUGUCUGGCCUCUCCGUUGUCUCCUCGCUUGAAUAG
This is a messenger RNA of Aspergillus japonicus CBS 114.51, 1641 nucleotides long. RefSeq lists its product as uncharacterized. Lineage: Eukaryota; Fungi; Ascomycota; Eurotiomycetes; Eurotiales; Aspergillaceae. The coding region runs from base 1 to 1641 and encodes 546 amino acids. The transcript is spliced from 3 exons. The record is from RefSeq and is a predicted model, not a curated record. Gene Ontology annotation, molecular function: transferase activity.